AGUGAACAAUCGCAAUAUGCGUGCGGGGUUCAAAGUGAUGCCAAAGUCACGCUAAUUAUAAACCACGCAUUCAAACGAAAAUAACCCACAAAGCGACGCGGAAUUAUUUGCAAUUUUAAGGUCAGUGUCGAGCAUGUCGCCAAAGCUAGAAGUCCUACCAUUAAGCUACCUCUGUCUAAAAUGUGUCUCCAAUCUACUCGUCCACUGCCUGGGCAGCGAGGAGCCCUGCGACGAUCAGACCCUCACAAAUUACCUCUCCGAAGCCACCGGGGAAGUCCUACAGGACAUCAUUAAACGUGUACUGAGUUCGGAGAACUUGGACGCUUCCACACGCUUCAGUUGUCUGCGGGUAUCCCUGCGUGAAGAUGUCCGCAGAUUGGACACUGGGAUGUUCCCACAAUUUUACUACGAAGCCAUUUUGGAGGUUAUCCGAACCAAGGCGCCAGGUUUACAACAUUUGAACCUGCAUGGAGUGUGGUUGAGAGAAUACCCGACGCUUUUGAUCAGUGUUAUAGAAAAACUGAAGAAUUUGAAGGUGUUGAUCAUUCCGCACAUGGCGGAUGAUCUAGUGCUACAAACCGCGAUCAAAUGUGACCAGUUGACUGUGUUGGACAUUUCGGGAGAGUGUAAUUUCACGCGGGAAGGUCUAAUGACCUUGAAAAGUGAUACUUUGAAAGUUUUAAGUAUUGGUAUGUUCGGGAAAGCGAAUGUAUGUGAUAUUUCCUAUGUGGAUCGUGAUGAUGCCGAAGAAGAAAAGGUGAUAGUGUCUUUAAUCAAAAACUUCCCGAAUCUGAACGUGUUGAAGACUUUUUCGUUCAUUGGGGGCGCCUUGAAGAGUAUUCAACAAUCCGAUCCAACUUUUAGGACUAAACUUAAAUAUAUCCACGAUACCCGCACAAGUUUAGAAUCUCUGGACGCCAUUGCUUACCUUUGUCCAAAUCUGGAGAGUGUCCAUUUCAACUCGCCGCAAGAUGGCGUCAUCAGUAAACUCGGCUGCCUGAAACGUCUGAAUUCAUUGAAGGUGUCCGCAUGCCGCGCUGAUGAACUCCAAGACUAUCUCAACCGGCACGGUGAUAAACUGCAAUUCCUCAAAGUGAAUCUCCUGCGGGAUACAAGUGUUUUUGAUGUUAGUCAAUUGUGUAUUGCAUGCCCGGAGCUACGAACGCUCGAGUUGUACAAAUGCAACCGGCUGGCGUGCCUGCAGCCCGAUAAUUAUUUUCUGGCGCUGGAGAGUCUGGAGAUGUUGUACUGUUCGGUGGGCGAUGCGUUGGUGAGAUACUUCCUGAUGAACACGCCAUUCCUGCGGCGACUGCUCGUCGGCGACGUCGUCCGCAUGACGGACGGCGACGUUUUCCGGCUGUGCGCCGACUGUGAGUUCGCCUCGCUGGAGGAGCUUUGGCUUUCGAAUGCCCGCGGGCUGACGCUCACCAGCGUCGAGCUGCUGAUGGGGCAUUGUCCUAGACUGCGCGUCCUCGGGCAGCUCAACGGCUGGGACAUCACGCCGGACGAUAUGGAUCUGCUACGUGCAGUCAUACUCUCCACGAAUACUGAUUUAACUCUGCUGCCGAUUGAAACAGGUUGAAAAUCAUAACACACGUUGUUCUAAAAUGAUAAAAAUAGACAUGAGUCAAGACAGAAAUGUUUUGUGUGUAAAAUUAGUGUAAUGCGUUGUUGCAAUACUUACAUGGAUGUAAAUUUAUCACCUGGUGAUAAUUAUAACUCUUUGAAACACCUGUAUUAUCAGUUUUUUGUGCAGAAACGGACAAUUCACAGCAACACACGCACGUUUCUCAUAACCAAAUAAUUUUAGCGGGUGAAGUUACUACAGCAGCGCCCUCUAUUUCGGUACUUACAGAAACUGCUAAGGAGGGCGCUGUUUUAUGAAACAUUGAAGGUCACUGAAAAAAGAUAAACUUUAUAUUAUUAUGGUGCUAAAAUGAUACAAAUACACUUUAUUUACAUUAAAAA
Messenger RNA from Dalotia coriaria, 1968 nucleotides. RefSeq lists its product as uncharacterized. Lineage: Eukaryota; Metazoa; Arthropoda; Insecta; Coleoptera; Staphylinidae. Bases 134 to 1582 code for a protein of 482 amino acids. Gene Ontology annotation, biological process: SCF-dependent proteasomal ubiquitin-dependent protein catabolic process. The transcript has a single exon. Gene Ontology annotation, cellular component: SCF ubiquitin ligase complex. The record is from RefSeq and is a predicted model, not a curated record.